AAAAAAAGACCCCUUAGAAUUUUUUUUUUUUUUUAACGGAUUAGAUUUUAGAUGAAAUCACUGAUUGAACAGAUGUGGAUUAGCGCGGUAUAAUUCUCAAAAAAGUGAACCAUUUUAUCAUAAUAGUUUAUCAGUUAUUAAAGUUAGCUUUGUUAAUUUUUUUACACUUUGACUAUCAUUUUUUUAACUUAAACACUUUUUGACUAAAAAACAACUAAAAACGGUAUCUUGUGCGAAUAUUUUUUGGAUGUUACCCGCACCUGAAAUCGAUUACAUGUGCACAAGUCCCGCACUUGACCGACCUGCAUUUUCCCUUUUUUGUAGUAUAGGAAUAAUAUGUUAUAGAACACAAGGGCAUUUCUUUUUAAUAUUGUACUUGCCUACAAGGGUCUCAUUUAUCAUACCGAUUUGUUAUCUGUUUAAUACCGUUUUUGGAAACCGGUUUGUGUUUCCGUAUACCUAAUUGUUGAUAUUUCCAUCUGUCUCUCUAGAAAUUAAAUGAACAUAAACAAUUAUAAACACUAGUCAAUCAUUGAACCACCACAACAUUUUGUCGAUACUUUCUAUUUUAA
Molecule: messenger RNA, 572 nt
Organism: Rhizophagus irregularis DAOM 181602=DAOM 197198
Lineage: Eukaryota; Fungi; Glomeromycota; Glomeromycetes; Glomerales; Glomeraceae
Source: RefSeq, a predicted model, not a curated record